Messenger RNA from Apiotrichum porosum, 756 nucleotides. RefSeq names its product 18S rRNA maturation protein (gene EFG1). The record is from RefSeq and is a predicted model, not a curated record. Gene Ontology annotation, biological process: maturation of SSU-rRNA from tricistronic rRNA transcript (SSU-rRNA, 5.8S rRNA, LSU-rRNA). Gene Ontology annotation, cellular component: nucleolus; preribosome, small subunit precursor. Lineage: Eukaryota; Fungi; Basidiomycota; Tremellomycetes; Trichosporonales; Trichosporonaceae. Bases 1 to 756 code for a protein of 251 amino acids. The transcript is spliced from 3 exons.
AUGCCCGCCGAACGUCAAAACCGCCGCAAGCCCCGCAAUGCCAAGGCUGGCCCCUCAUCUGGUCCGAAGUUCAAGGUCCCAGCCCUUGAAGCUCGUGACGGUCUUCCCGGCGUCAGCAAGCUGAAGGGACAGAUCCGCCAGACCAAGCGUCUGCUUGCCAAGGACAAGCUCGAGGCUGCCCUCCGCGUCGCCACCCAGCGUCGCCUGACCGCCCUCGAGGCCGACCUCGCGCUCGCCGAGAAGCGCGGUGUGGAGAAGAAGAACGGCACCAAGUACCACGCGGUCAAGUUCUUUGAGCGCCAGAAGCUGUGUCGUCUCAUCCGCCGUCUGGCACGUGAGGCCGAGGCUGAGGGCGCUAGCGACAAGAAGAAGGCCAAGGCCGCGGCCGAGCUCCUCGACGCUCGUGUGAUGCUCAACUACAUCAUCAACUUCCCCAACUCGCAAAAGUACAUUGCCAUCUUCCCGCCAGAGAAGGAGGGCGAGAAGACGGAAGAGGAGGGCGACAAGCUCAAGCUCCCCCGUCACCUGACUGCGUCGCUCGACGACGAGUCCCUCGACAAGCCUACUCGCAAGCGCCUCGAGAUCCUCAUUGAAACCAAGCGUCUCAUGGAGGAGGGCACUCUGUCCGGCACCCCCGAGGUGGAGCGCCGCGCCAAGGUCGAGCUUGUCGCCGAGGACAAGACCGAGACCAAGGAGGACAAGAAGGAGGCCGAGGCCGACGACUUCUUCGACGCCAGCGACGACGAGAGCGACUAG